GGUGAGUGAAACAGGACAAAUAAGUUGUUCACUUGUCUUGGGGAAAGCAAGAGUAGCCCCUACCAAACUAACAACCAUCCCAAGGCUUGAGUUAUCAUCAGCUGUGACCUCAGUCCGCAUUGGUGAUAUCAUCAGAGGCGAGCUGGAGAUUGAAAAUGUGCAAGAGUAUUACUGGACUGACUCAAAGGUGGUCCUUGGCUAUGUGAACAAUGAUGCUAAAAGGUUCCAAACAUUCGUGGCCAACCGCAUCCAGCGAAUAAGAUCUAGCACAAAACCUGAACAAUGGCGAUAUGUCAACUCUGAAGACAACCCAGCUGAUGGAGCCUCAAGAGGAUUGACUGCAGUUCAAAUUAAAGAAUCUAACUGGCUGAAAGGACCCAACUUCCUUUGGCAGCAAAAUCUCCCACAUGAAGUGGGAAUGGUGGGAGAAGUUGAGGCUACUGAUCCUGAACUUCGGAGAGUACAUGUUCAUGCAGUUAAAGCAAGAGAACAGAAUCCAAUGGUAAACCGUUUAACUAAAUUUUCUGACUGGUCCAGAGUGGUGAGAGCAAUUGCCAGGCUCAAGAGAUUUGUCAGAGAGUUUAAGGGAUUUCAGUCGAGAACUAAUGAGUCGACUAAUCUUGAAGAACGAAGAGAAGCAGAGAUCUUCAUCAUCAAACUCGUACAAGAAGACGCGUUUGCUGAAGACAUAAAGAAAAUAAGAGGCAAGAAGGAACACACUUUGAGCAGGCACAACAGGCUACGCCAGCUGAAUGCUUUCCUGGACGAAACCAAUGUUCUCAGGGUGGGAGGACGGCUGUCUCAGUCAGCCUUACACCAUGAUGUAAAGCAUCCUGCGAUACUUCCAAAAAAAUCUCACGCGUCAGCUCUGCUGGUCAAACAUCAUCAUGAGCGCAUACACCAUCAAGGAAGGGGCAUGACCAUGAAUGAGUUGCGCGCAAACGGAAUAUGGGUCCUAGGAUGUGGAAGUGUGGUCUCCUCACACAUUUACAAGUGUGUAAAAUGUAGACGAUACAGAAGAACAACUGAGGUUCAACAAAUGGCAAAUCUACCAGAAGAGAGAAUUGAGACAUCUCCCCCCUUUACUUAUUGUGGGCUUGAUUGUUUUGGCCCCUUUAUUGUGAAGGAAGGAAGGAGAGAGUUGAAACGAUACGGAUUGUUAUUCACCUGCCUAUGUUCUAGAGCAGUUCACAUAGAAACCCUUGACGAUUUGACAACAGACGCAUUCAUAAAUGCACUUCGAUCAUUCAUAGCUAUUCGAGGACCCGUGCGCCAGCUAAGAUGUGAUAGAGGGACAAACUUUGUUGGUGCUAGAAAGGAGCUUUCUGAGUUGCUUGAAGGAAUGGAUCAAGACCGUACAAGGGCGCUUGGUUGUGAAUUUGUGCUGAAUGUCCCAUCAGCUAGUCAUAUGGGAGGAGUUUGGGAGCGCCAGAUUCGAACAAUCCGAAGCAUCCUGAUAACUAUGCUUGACAAGUCUGCCAGCAGACUUGACACCACAACUCUAAGAACGUUUCUGUAUGAAACAAUGGCCAUAAUCAACAGCAGGCCACUAAGUGUCGAGCAUCUUCACGAUCCUACUGGUCCUGAACCCCUCACUCCUAACCACAUUCUAACCAUGAAAUCAUCUGUAAUUCUGCCACCUCCUGGACAGUUCUGCAAAGAAGACCUCUAUCUGCACAAAAGGUGGAGAAGAGUGCAGGUCUUGGCCAAUGAAUUUUGGCAACGAUGGAAACGAGAAUACCUGCUAAACCUCCAACAACGACAAAAAUGGCAGAAGACGUCACGAAACUUGCAAGCAGAUGACAUUGUAAUAUUAAAGGAUGACAGUGCACCAAGAAACCGGUGGAAGCUUGCAAGGGUUGUGGAAGCCCUGCCCAGCACAGAUGGCAAGUUCUCACGGCGUAAAGGCGUAAUGGCGUAUCGGCGUACUGGUGAUGGUGAAGCUGAGGAGAGAAAGCUCAAGUAAUAAACGCCCGUUUCAAAGAACCGACCUGUGUCUGUGUUGUCGUGAAGAGA
Messenger RNA from Oreochromis aureus, 2016 nucleotides. RefSeq lists its product as uncharacterized. Gene Ontology annotation, biological process: DNA integration. The coding region runs from base 419 to 1966 and encodes 515 amino acids. NCBI's taxonomy places the organism in Eukaryota, Metazoa, Chordata, Actinopteri, Cichliformes, Cichlidae. Gene Ontology annotation, molecular function: nucleic acid binding. The transcript has 2 exons. The record is from RefSeq and is a predicted model, not a curated record.